AUGAUCAACUUCGCGGACGACACCACCCUCAUUGGACUCAUCUCCAACAACGAUGAGUCCGCCUACAGGAGGGAGGUGGACCGGCUGGUGUCCUGGUGCAGUGGUAACAACCUGGAGCUGAACGCCCAGAAGACAGUGGAGAUGAUUGUGGACUUCAGGAAGAGCGCUGUCCCCCCGCCUCCACCCUCCGUGAUGGACUCCCCCAUCACCUCUGUGGAGUCCUUCCGUUUCCUGGGCACAACCAUCACCCAGGACCUCAAGUGGGAGCCGACCAUCAGCUCCCUCAUCAAGAAGGCCCAGCAGAGGAUGUACUUCCUGCGGCAGCUCAGGAAAGCCAAGCUGCAGUUCUACACGGCCAUCAUCGAGUCCAUCCUCACCUCCUCCAUCACCUCCUCCAUCACCGUGUGGUUCGCUGGAGCCACAGUCAGGGACAAACAGAGACUACAGCGCAUUGUGCGCUCUGCAGAGGAAGUGAUCGGCCGCAGCCUUCCAUCGCUGCAGGACCUGUACGUCGCCCGAGCUCGAGGAGAUACUUUCACUCUGAUCGACAAGGAAUCCACGAGAGAUCCAACAAACUCAACUCAAAGCGCAAAGAGAACAGGUUCCAGAAUGACUUUGGGGUUCAUUGUUUUGAGCCUUCUGCUGCUGCCGACAGCAGUGACGGCGUUUCGUGUGGACCGAGAAAUCACAUACAAUCACCAGGAGAUUACAAAGAGAGCAAUCUUAGAAGUCACGUUAGAAGUGUGUCGCAGUGUGGCCGAGUCCAAUGGAAAAGCCUUCACUUUCCCAACCAAGCCCUACAUUGUGGAGAGCGUGGCGGCAGCGUGUGACAUUAUGGACGGACUCAAGGCGUUCCACGAAAGCGUGAAGUCGAUCCUGAAUGUCAACAUUAAACUGGACAAAAGCGGACAGUUUGAAUCCAGCGGCCAUCACUUUCACAACGAGAUGUUCAACGCAGGACGUGACAUCAUCGCGGCGGGAUUAACAGCGGUGAAGGCCAACAACAAGAAAGGGAACGUGGAGACGGCCAAGCAGCAGCUGGGGAAAAUCACCCACACUCUGCAGGAUUUCUACAGUAACAGCAACUGGAUAGAACUCGGCAUGACAAGUCCAAAUGCUGAACUGCUGAAUGGAAAUGGCAACGUAGGAACUGUGGCAGCUCUGUCACAGGCCACAUGCAGAAACUGUAUUGGACAAUGUACCAACAACAUCUUAAACAACAUCAUCAGAGAUAAAAUCCUCACCUCCGGCUACUACACUGUGGCACCGGAUACCUCCAAACCCGCAGGAAAGUGCAGCAAUGGAAGCCCUAUGGAUGCUUCAAGGACAGUGAGCCCUACCGGAGGCAUCAACAAGGACACACCAGUUUCCAGUCACGGUCACCUCCACGAAGAAGCCGCAAACAUGGCUAUUUCGGCCACCGUCCAGCUCCUACAGGAUAUCCGAGCAGCAAGCGGAGAUGAAAACUUUUUACGGAUGAUUGGAGCCACGUCUGGGAAGCCUCUGGUCUUUGCCAUUGACACCACCGCUAGCAUGACGCAGGAUAUCAAGGCAGUGCAAGUUAUGACCGACACCAUUAUAAGCAACUCCAAAGCCGGGCUACAAGCAGAGCCUUCGGUGUACGUUCUGGUCACUUUCCACGACCCAGACCCCGCAACCAUUUUCAAAACUACAGAUUCUAAGGCGUUCACGGAUAAGCUUGCUGAGUUGGUUGCGUCUGGUGGUGGCGAUAGAGAUGAAAACUCUCUCACAGGCCUGGAGGUGGCUCUGACAGGUGCUCCUCCUGGUUCAGACAUAUUUAUGUUCACCGAUGCUGGCGCCAAAGAUAAAAGCAAGAAAGACAGUGUCAUGGCGUUGCUUGAGCAGACCAAGUCCACGGUGAACAUUGUGUUGACUGGGAACUUCGUGGAUGUGACGGAGUACAAAGCCAUAACUCAAGCUUCAGGCGGACAGUUGCUCUCGGUGCCAGUGAGCGACCUGGGAAAAGCCGCCGACCUCGUGUUUGACUCGUCCUCGGCCUCUUCUAUGGUCACACUUUUGGAUGAAACUAGAGAAUCAGGAAAGUCUGAAAACUUUACUUUCAUCAUGGACGAGACGACCAAAGACGUAAUGGUUUACGUCACUGGACCAGUCACUAGUGUCGAGUUUGUCGAUCCAUCAGGAGAUAAAACAGGAGAUGUAGUCGACACAAGUUCGAUCGUGGGAAACUUCAGAAGAAUCCACUUGAAAGAAGAAGUUGGAGAAUGGCAAAUGAGAGUAAAGUCUAAUUUCCCGUACACCGCCAAGAUUGUCGGGGACAGUCCAUUGGAUUUCAUCUACAAUAUCAUGGGACCAGCUCAGGGUCCUCUCGGAGGCACAGUUGCUCAAACCAAUCGUCCCAAAGCAGGCGAGAAAGCUAACGUGGAGCUGACACUGAUUGGGAGCGAGACUGCGACAGUGACCGAGGUGUUGCUGCUAACUCCAAAUGGAACUGUUGAAGGCAAAGUCACCAGUUUGGGGAACAAAGAAUACUCAGUGGAGUUUGAUCCGAUGCCAGCGGGAGAGAGUCGUCUGCUCGUGAAGGGAAAGACAGGCCAGGGCUCUUCCAAAACCUUUCAGCGACUUUCACCUGCAAAAAUCAUGACCUCCUCCAUCUCUGUGAUUGCUGAAGAGUCGAGCGGCCUGAUUGAACCCGGCGCGUCAGUAAAAAUGCCGUUCACCAUCUCCAGCCCCAAAAAAGGAGCCUACACGAUAAAGGCGUCCAACAACAAAGGGUUCCCCAUGACUUUCCCGACGCGGCUGGAGAUGGUCGGAAGCAGCAUCGGAGGCGAAGUCGUCCUCUCUGCCCCGAGUCUGGCUCAGUCCGGCUCCGAGGUCACCGUCACCAUCUCCGUGGAAGACGAAGGGAAAACAGAGAUGAACUACGCCAUCAGCAGCUUCACCGUGCAGAGAAAGGUAACAGACUUCACCAAACCAGUCUGUGAGAAGAUCAGUCAGACCAGCUGCCCCGAGAGCUGCUCCUCCUCCACGUGGGAGGUCAAAGUCCGAGUCACAGACGGCGAAGGCCUGGUGACCACCUCCCUCGCUCUGGGCAACGGGACCAUGACUCAUUUGCCGGGGUCAGACACGGUCACCUGCGUCACGUCCUGCUGUACGAAGGAAGUGGAGAUAGUGGCGGUGGAUAGCGUAGAGCCGACCCAAGCGGGUGUGGAGAACGUGCUUAUCCUGACCGAUGUGUUCAGCAAGUACACACUGGCCGUCCCCACUCACGAUCAGCGCGCCUCCACUGUGGCGCAGCCUUUUGAACUGUUGCUGCCUUCACUCUGUCGUCUUCAUUUUCUCUUCUUUCUCUGUGUUUCUCUCCACCACCUCCUCCUCUCCUGCCACUUCUCCUCUCCUUGUCCUCCUCUUUGUCUUCUUCAUCUUUCUCUUCUUCUCCUCUCCCCCAACUUCUUCCUCCUUCCCUCCUCAUCCCCUCUCCCCCUCUCCUCGUUUUCUUACACCUCUCUCCCCUUCCUGUCUCCUCGUUCUCCUCUCUCUCCUCCUCCUCUCCCUCUUUCUCUUCUUCCUCUCCCUCCUUGUUCUCCUCCUCUGCCUCUUCUCCUCAUUCUCCUCUCUCUCCUCCUCCUCUCCCUCUUUCUCUUCUUCCUCUCCCUCCUUGUUCUCCUCCUCUGCCUCUUCUCCUCGUUCUCCUCUCUCUCCUCCUCUCCUCCAUUCUUCUCCCCCUCAUUCCCAUUCCCCCUUCCUCCUCCUCUCUCUCACCCUCCCCUCCCUUUUUCUCUUCUCACUUCUUUUCUUCUCCACCUCCUUCCCCCUCCGCUUUCUCCUCUUCUUCUCCCUCAUUCUCCUCUCUCUCCUUCUCUCCCUCGUUCUACUCUACCUCCUGUCUCUCCCCCUCCUAUUUCUCCUCUCUCUCCUUCUUUUCUCCUCCUUCUACCCCCCACUCCCUGGUUCUCCUUCUCCUCUCCCGCCUCCUCCUCCUCUCUCUCCCCCUCCUUUUUCUCCUCUCUCUCUCCUUCUCUUCCCCUUUUUCUCUCUCCUUCUCCUCUCCUCUUCCCACCCCCUCCUCUUCCUCCCUCCCCUCCUCCCCCUCAGCCCCAGUUGCUGGAGCGCCUCCUGGAGGAGCUGCAGAACCUGAAGGCCACAGUGGUGUCUCAGGAGAAGAGAAUCUGUGAGCUGGAGAAUAAGUUGUCGCAGUACACAAACGGCACGGCUUAA
Molecule: messenger RNA, 4197 nt
Organism: Knipowitschia caucasica
Lineage: Eukaryota; Metazoa; Chordata; Actinopteri; Gobiiformes; Gobiidae
Source: the annotation of a GenBank genome assembly